Lodderomyces orthopsilosis Co 90-125 is the source of this 1398-nucleotide messenger RNA. It is a transcript of the gene MKK2, whose product is annotated as mitogen-activated protein kinase kinase. Bases 1 to 1398 code for a protein of 465 amino acids. Gene Ontology annotation, molecular function: MAP kinase kinase activity; ATP binding. The transcript has a single exon. The record is from RefSeq and is a predicted model, not a curated record. Gene Ontology annotation, biological process: protein phosphorylation; regulation of fungal-type cell wall organization; cell integrity MAPK cascade. Lineage: Eukaryota; Fungi; Ascomycota; Pichiomycetes; Serinales; Debaryomycetaceae.
AUGUCCGAUGUUCCAUUGUUCAAGGUACCGAAUACGCGAAGGCAGAAUAACCGUGUGCUACCUACAUUGGCAAUUCCGUCCACACAAAACAACACCAAACCAAAUUUACAAUUGGAUGCUGAAUUAUCACAGGAUGUUGUCGAAGGGCGAUUUGGUCAAUUGAAUAUUGGCGACUCACAACCGAAUCUGCAGUCACAAUUACCACCUCAGCUUAAAAAACCGCCUACAGUAAUGACGAAUCUAAAUUUCACACCUUCGUCAUCCAAUUCUUCCCCGACACCCAACACGGCGCAUUCAUCAUUGUCUUCAAGCUCCCCUAGAUUAAAAAGGAAACCACCUCCAAUAUCGAAAGACCCACCACAAAAUGAAGUUGAGGAGAAGAUACGACUUCGUCAGGCACUGAGUGACAGUCAGGAACUGCAGCCAUGUGAGCAGUCAAAAGUAAAACCAGAUGAAGUUUUGCAAAACAAGCAUUAUAUUGAGCAACUAACAUCUCACGACUGGCAUAUAUGUGCAAAUAACAAUCUCAUAGAAGAAGUAGGGAAAUUGGGUGAGGGAAAUGGAGGAUCAGUUACAAAAUGUCGUAUCCGAAAAUUACAAAAGACGCAAGUUUUUGCUUUAAAAAUGAUAAUUGCUGAUUCAAAUCCCGAUGUACAAAAACAGAUAUUUCGAGAGUUGGAUGUUGCUAAAAAAUGCCAGCAUCCGAACAUCGUCAAUUACUACGGUACUUUUUUAUUGGAGAAGCAGUCAAUGAUUGGGAUAGCAAUGGAGUAUAUGGAUGGACACUCUCUAGAUGCGAUAUACAAAGAAGUUGCAAAACGAGACAAGACAAAUCGAAUUAGUGAGAAGGUUUUGGGUAAAAUCGCAAAUUCGAUUUUAUCGGGAUUAGAUUACUUACAUCUGAAGAACAUCAUACACCGAGAUAUCAAACCAUCAAAUGUUUUACUAGAUUCCAAAGGAAACGUCAAGCUAUGUGAUUUUGGUGUAAGUGGUGAGGCAGUUAAUUCCUUCGCGUCUACCUUUGUUGGAACACAAUACUAUAUGGCUCCAGAACGUAUUAUGGGUAAAAAUUACUCAAUAUCAAGUGACAUAUGGUCCCUUGGUAUGUCCAUGUUGGAAGUUGCAAAUGGAAAAUUUCCCAUUGAUGUUUCAUUGGGACCAAUCGAGGUAGUGGAGAUGGUGCUGAGAAGUGAAUUAUCACUAAAGGAUAGUGUUGCUGACUGUAUAUUUUGGUCUCCUGAGUUCAAGCGAUUCAUUGCCAGAUGUUUGAUCAAGGAGCCAUUAAAGAGGCCAAUACCAAGACAACUUUUGGCCCACGAUGAAUGGUGUUUAGCACAGCUGAGAGAAAAGGUAAAGAUGGACAAAUUUGUUACAGUUGUUUGGAAGUUAAAUGAGUGA